UGAGCCCUCGGCCAGAAGACGCAGCCCUUGUCGCCUCCACGGCGUGGGGCGGGGCAGCUGAGCAGAGCCUGGGUCCCGGUCCCCUGAACGUAGACAAGGCAUUGCAGGGAGCGGAGUAAAGCGAGGCUGGAUAAGGCUCCGAGAAAAGUUUGGAUGAUAACAUUCCCUUCUACUCCAGCCUGUCUUUAAGCUCUCACAGGAAGGGGAGGAAUACAUUGCUGUUGCCCCUUUAAAAGCCCCGGCCUCCGUGGACUCUGCUUCUUCUGAGAAAUAAACUCCAAGGAAGACUGAGCAGUUGUUGCGUUUCUAAACCAUGGCCCGUGUGUCGGUGAUGUUCAGCGAUGUGGCCAUAGCCUUCUCGCAGGAGGAGUGGGAGUCCCUGGAUGUCCAACAGAGGAGUUUGUACAAGGACGUGAUGAUGGAGAACUACCACAACGUGGCCUCACUAGGCCGCUUCAUCUCUAAGCCAGAUGUGAUUUCCUUACUGGAGCAAGGGAAAGAGCCCUGGAGGGUUGUGAGGAAACGUCGCCGCCGCCGCCCAGAUUUGGAAACGAAGGAGGAGACCAACCGGCUGUUCUCAGACGACGGUGUUUAUGAAAUGAAUUUCUCCCGGUUGAAGGUCCUGGAGAGAACGGGGAGCGGUGGCCUGAAGAGCCUCCUGUUAAAAAAUGGGUGGGAGUCAAGAAGAAAGCAGGAAAGGCAAGAGAGCUCUGAGGAGGGACAUCUCAGUCCAGUGAGGCGCGCAUCCAAAAGCGUGUCCUCUUACGAAAAGCGCGGGUCGGCUACACGUCAGGGGGUCCAUUUGGUGGAGAAACCCUAUGAGUGCGGCGCUUGUGGGAAGGCCUUUAGGGUCCGCCAGCAGCUCACUCUUCACCACAGGAUCCACACGGGCGAGAAGCCCUGUGAGUGUAAGGAGUGCGGGAGGGCCUUCCGGCAGGCCGCACACCUCGCCAGGCACCAGAGGCUGCACGCUGCUGGAAAACUGCACGGCUGUAAGGAGUGCGGGCGAGCUUUCCUAUACGGCCCAGACCUCAGAGCACAUCAGAAGCUUCACACUGGCGAGAAGCCCUACGCAUGCGAAGACUGUGGGAAGGCCUUCAGGGUACGAGGACAGCUUAGGCUCCAUCAGAGGAUCCACACCGGGGAGAAGCCCUAUGUGUGCCAGGAGUGCGGGAGGGCCUUCAGGCAGUGUGCGCACCUCACUCGGCACCAGAAGCUCACCGUGGCCGGCAGGCUCUACCAGUGUAAAGAGUGCGGGAAAGACUUCCUGUGUGGCUCUGGCCUCAGAGCGCAUCACAAACUUCACACCAGUGAGAAGCCCUACGAGUGCAAGGACUGUGGGAAGGCGUUCAGAGUUCGGCAGCAGCUGACGCUGCAUCACAGGAUCCACACCGGGGAGAAGCCCUUCGAGUGCAGUGAGUGUGGGAGGGCCUUCAGUCGGGGCUACCAUCUUAUUCUCCAUCACAGGAUCCACACCGGGGAGAAGCCCUACGAGUGCAAGGAGUGCUGGAAGGCCUUCAGCCGCUACUCACAGCUUAUUUCCCAUCAGAGCGUCCAUAUUGGGGUUAAACCCUACGACUGCAAAGACUGCGGGAAAGCCUUCAGACUGCUCUCCCAGCUCACACAGCAUCGGAGUAUUCACGCCGGGGAGAAGCCCUACACGUGUGAGGACUGCGGGAAGUCUUUCAGAUUGCGUCAGAAACUGACUCUACACCAGAGCAUUCACACUGGUGAAAAGCCCUUCGAGUGCAAAGACUGUAGGAAGGCCUUUCGGCUCAAUUCUUCUCUCACCCAACACCUGAGAAUCCAUUCUGGGGAGAAACCCUACGAGUGUAAGGAGUGUAAGAAGACCUUUAGACAGCACUCACACCUCACCCAUCAUCUGAAGGUUCAUAGUGUCCAAGUGAUCCACACCGGCGAGAAACCAUACAAAUGCAAGGACUGUGGGCAGCCCUUCAGACAGCGGGCACACCUUAUCCGGCAUCACAAACUUCACACCGGUGAGAAGCCCUAUGAGUGUCAGGACUGUGGGAAGGCCUUCACAGUGCUCCAGGAACUCACACAGCACCAGCGGCUUCACACCGGCGAAAAGCCAUACAAAUGCAAGGAGUGCGGAAAGGCCUUCCGUGUGCAUCAGCAGCUGGCUCGGCACCAGAGGAUCCACACUGGGGAGAAACCCUAUGUGUGCAAGGACUGUGGGAAGACCUUCAGACAGUGCACACACCUCACCCGACACCAGAGACUUCACACCUCCGAGAAACUAUACGAAUGUAAGGAGUGCGGGAAGGCCUUCGUGUGUGGCCCGGACCUGCGAGUACAUCAGAAAAUCCACUUUGGCGAGAAGCCCUAUGCAUGUAAGGACUGUGGCAAGUCCUUCAGAAUAGGCCAACAGCUGACCGUCCAUCAGAGUAUUCACACUGGGGAGAAGCCCUAUGGCUGUCAGGACUGUGGGAAGGCCUUCAGACUGAGGCAGCAGCUUGUUCGCCAUCAGAGAAUCCAUACCCACGAGAGACCCUACGAGUGUCUGGAGUGCUGGAAGUCCUUCAGCAGUUACUCCCAGCUGAUCGCACAUCAGAGCAUUCAUGUCGGCCAGAGGCCCUAUGAGUGUGAAGAGUGCGGGAAGGCCUUCCGGCUGCUGUCGCAGCUCGCUCAGCACCAGAGCGUCCACACGGGCGAGAAGCCGUAUGAGUGCCAGGAGUGCAGAAAACCCUUCCGGCUACUGUCGCAGCUCACGCAGCACCGGAGCAUCCACACGGGAGAGAAGCCUUAUGAAUGCAAGGACUGUGGCAAGACUUUUAGACUUUAUUCAUUUCUUUCUCAGCACCAGAGGAUCCACACUGGUGAGAAGCCCUACAAAUGUAAGGAGUGCAAGAAGGCCUUCAGACAGCACUCACACCUCACCCAGCACCAGAAGAUCCACAGUGGAACCUGACAACUUCAGCUCUAUACCAAGUUGUAAGAUGUCAGGAUUCCAUUUUUAAGAAUAAUUUAUUUUGUGCUCGUAAGUAAGCAUAAAUAAGGACUGUGUUGCUUUAAAAGCCCACCAUCCUCACUUAAAUGUUACAUUUCUUCAGCAAAUUCCUGUGAAGGAAUAUUUGAUGAAUGUAGGGAAGUGUUUGCCUCACCCCUUGUCUUCUACAUCCGACCUCUCUCCUCCAGGGGACACUGGAGAAGCUCCAGGCAUCAAUACCUUGUUCUGCUCACUGUCAAAAUUGUGACAAUAGCACUUACACAUACUAUUUAUUAUACAACAAAUUAAUAUAAAAACAGUAGAUUAAAUAAUAUACUUGUAUCAUCUAAAAAUUUCUAUAGCUCAAGAGUCCAGUAUGCCUUAGAUGGGUCUUUGAGUUUCAGCUAAGAGCUGGCUCUCCUCUGAAAGCUUAACUGGAGGCUUCUACAUCGGAGGGAACAGGUUAGACACCUGAACUUAUUUCUUUAAGAGCUGAACCAUUGGGAUUCUCAGUUUCUGGAUGGCCACUGGCUGGAAGAUGAGUGAAGUACCCGGCCGCAUUGGCUGUCCCGCUGUGGCUGCUGCCCUAACAAGAUUGCACAAGCCAAGAAAGGGGGCUGCUAGCAGGGUGGAAGCCAUCCAGGCAGACCGAGGUGAUGAUCAGUGCAGUCUAA
Messenger RNA from Apodemus sylvaticus (European woodmouse), 3624 nucleotides. Its product is annotated as zinc finger protein 14. The transcript is spliced from 7 exons. The record is from RefSeq and is a predicted model, not a curated record. Lineage: Eukaryota; Metazoa; Chordata; Mammalia; Rodentia; Muridae. Bases 314 to 2932 code for a protein of 872 amino acids. Gene Ontology annotation, molecular function: DNA-binding transcription repressor activity, RNA polymerase II-specific. Gene Ontology annotation, biological process: negative regulation of transcription by RNA polymerase II.